AUGGCCGCCGACGCCAGGUCGUUACUCCGCUCCUCUUCCUCCGUUCUCCGCGCUGCUCCGGCGGGACCGUCUUCCAUCGGCCUAGGUGGGCGUCGUUCCGCCCACUGCCUGUUGUCUGCGCCCUCGCAUUCUCAGUUGUUAUUAUAUGUGCUUGCAAGGUUGCCCGUGGAGGCGUGCUUCUGCCUGGAGUCGCUGCUGCCGCUGCACAGCGCCACCGCCGCCGCACUGCUCAAGUCAAUGCUCGCCGUUGUGCCCGGCCAAGGCAUCGGCUGGAUCGUUGAAGAUAAUUGA
Triticum urartu is the source of this 291-nucleotide messenger RNA. NCBI's taxonomy places the organism in Eukaryota, Viridiplantae, Streptophyta, Magnoliopsida, Poales, Poaceae. The record is from RefSeq and is a predicted model, not a curated record.